This is a messenger RNA of Oppia nitens, 1599 nucleotides long. RefSeq lists its product as uncharacterized. The record is from RefSeq and is a predicted model, not a curated record. NCBI's taxonomy places the organism in Eukaryota, Metazoa, Arthropoda, Arachnida, Sarcoptiformes, Oppiidae. The coding region runs from base 152 to 1246 and encodes 364 amino acids. The transcript has 5 exons. Gene Ontology annotation, molecular function: catalytic activity. Gene Ontology annotation, biological process: DNA repair.
GUCAUUAGUGAUAGUGUUUUGAAUAAUGUAUUUCAAUCGAUAAGCCAAAAGUUUGCAGUCAUGUAUAGCGAGUGUAUGUAAGUGUCUAUGCGUUGGUUGCAUACAGUAUUGUCGGUACAGUAGUAUCGUUGGUAUCGUUAGUAUCGGUUGUAUGUCAAACAUGGCUGAGCCCAGCGAUUCAAGUCUGGCCUUCUUCACCAAAGCCAUACCGAAACAGUGGUCAUACACACUGUCCAUCUAUAACCAAGUGCUUCAAUUAAAGGCAUCGGAGCGCAACUCUAAAAAGGGUGGACCCGAGGAACUCAUAAAACUCGACACUUGGUACCGGGAAAAGUUACCUAAGCUGAUCCAUUCACGUAAAGAUCCUCAUAUCCUACACGAUGAAUUGGUUCAAAUUGCUAAAUGGAAAUUAAUGAGAGGCAAAUAUCGUCCGCGACUUUUAGAUUUGGUGCGAAUAAACACAGAAACUGCAGUAUUAACUACAAGUAAGAAAGCAUUCAGAAAGUUGUAUCACCAGAAAAACCUUCAACAGGCCAUCAAUGCAUUGGUGACACUCAAGGGUAUCGGACCGGCCACUGCUUCCGCUGUCCUGUCGGCUGCAUAUCCAGAAUACGCUCCAUUCAUGUCUGAUGAGGGCAUGCUUUCGACACCUGGAGUCGAGGCUACCGACUCUACUUUGGCAGAGUAUACCAAUUAUAGCGAACAAAUCAAGAACUGUUGCGAAAGACUUAAAGCAAGCGAUCCUGAGGGUAAAUGGACGCCUCAUAAAAUAGACACAGCUUUAUGGUGUCACUACUUGUCCCGCGAAAAUAAGCCCGAGCUUCUUGAAAAUAUGCCGCGAGCUGAUGGUAGUGAACCAAAUGUCAUUAAGAGCACAGAAGAGAACUCAACAGAAACUCCAGACAUUACUUCAUCGACAGACACUCCCGUCACUAAUGGAAACCCAAAUAACUCAGUUUCUGAUGACAACUCGUCGGGUCCUUCAUUAGAGUCGGAGGACAAAUCUAAUGAUUCAUCAAUUGUGGUCAAUAAGAACGGCAACGGAAACUUCAUUAGUGAAGACAGUAAAGACUUUGGAUCGGAGUGUGUCGAGAGUGAGGACUCGCGACCGGCCAUUGUUUCUGAAGAGAAUAGUAUUGACAACGGAGUGGAUAGUAGUAUUGAGCCGGCGUUUAAAAAGCAAAGGUUGGACACAACGGCAGUGGAUCUUUCGGCAGUUGCUGUUGGAGAAGACGCGCAGUUAUAGGGUUUACCACUAAUUAUAUAAUAAUUUUAGUUUUCAUUUUAAUUUCGAUAUUUUCUGACUUAUUAUUAGACAAAAUACAACUAAAAACUAUUAUUAUUAUAAACACAUUGACAACACAAUACAUAUAUACAUAACAUACACCACAAUCCAUAUAUUGCUUUCUUAUCUGUAUUUCUGGUGGCGUUUAGACUACUUUUAUGACGAAAAACGUUAUUUUGGAUAUUUUCAAUAUUAUAUUAGUUGAAUCCCAGUUUAUUAUUGAAAAAUAAAAUUAAAAAUAACGGUUUAUAUAAUUGUAUAAUUGGUUUAUAAAAUAAUCAAAUUAAUUCUUAGUUUAAUAUAUAUUAUACUUA